AUGGAUAUGAAUUUAACACAAGAUACUAACUUCAUGGUGUUAAAGGAUAGGAUAGCGAAAGACCUAAUCGAACUCCGCAACAAAUCAGUGUUCGCGUUCCUAAUGUUUAACGCUCUGUUCGUGUUAGUGGUGUUCCUGCUGCAGCUUAACAAGGACCAGAUCCACGUUAAGUGGCCGCUCGGAGUCAAAACUAACAUUACGUAUAUCGAGGAAACCUCCGAGGUAUUUUCUCUUUUCGUUCCUGCUCGUAUGCACUCUCUCUGUCUCUAUCUUUUGCCAUGA
This is a messenger RNA of Acanthoscelides obtectus, 282 nucleotides long. The record is from the annotation of a GenBank genome assembly. Lineage: Eukaryota; Metazoa; Arthropoda; Insecta; Coleoptera; Chrysomelidae.